Condylura cristata (star-nosed mole) is the source of this 2307-nucleotide messenger RNA. It is a transcript of the gene MGAT5B, whose product is annotated as mannosyl (alpha-1,6-)-glycoprotein beta-1,6-N-acetyl-glucosaminyltransferase, isozyme B. Bases 60 to 2216 code for a protein of 718 amino acids. Gene Ontology annotation, cellular component: Golgi apparatus. The transcript is spliced from 15 exons. NCBI's taxonomy places the organism in Eukaryota, Metazoa, Chordata, Mammalia, Eulipotyphla, Talpidae. The record is from RefSeq and is a predicted model, not a curated record. Gene Ontology annotation, molecular function: alpha-1,6-mannosylglycoprotein 6-beta-N-acetylglucosaminyltransferase activity. Gene Ontology annotation, biological process: protein N-linked glycosylation.
GCGGGCCCGGGGCCGCGCGCCCGACCUCGCCCGGCCCCUCGCCCAGACAAGUUUGAACAAUGAUCACAGUCAACCCCGAUGGGAAGAUAAUGGUCAGAAGAUGCCUGGUCACCUUGAGACCCUUUCGGCUGUUUGUGCUGGGCGUCGGCUUCUUCUCUCUCUGCUUCCUGAUGACAUCUCUGGGGGGCCAGUUCUCGGCCCGGCGCCCUGGGGACUCCCCCUUCACCAUCCGCACGGAAGUGAUGGGCGGGCCAGAGUCCCGCGGCGUCCUCCGCAAGAUGAGCGACCUGCUGGAGCUGAUGGUGAAGCGCAUGGACGCGCUGGCCAGGCUGGAGAACAUCAGUGAGCCGCACCGGGCUGCCGGCGAGGGGCACUUGGCUGCGGACAGGACGCCCGCCGGGGCCGGCCUCAUGGAGCGGAUCCAGGCCAUCGCCCAGAACGUGUCGGACAUCGCCGCGAAGGUGGACCAGAUCCUGCGCCACAGCCUGCUGCUCAGCAAGGCGUCUGAAGGUCGGCGGGACCAGUGCGAGGCGCCCAGCGACCCCAAGUUCCCUGACUGCUCAGGGAAGGUGGAGUGGAUGCGCGCCCGCUGGACCUCUGACCCCUGCUAUGCCUUCUUCGGCGUGGACGGCACCGAGUGUUCCUUCCUCAUCUACCUCAGCGAGGUGGAGUGGUUCUGCCCCCCGCUGCCCUGGAGGAACCAGACGGCCCCCCGGCCCCCCAAGCUCCUCCCCAAAGUCCAGGCAGUUUUCCGGAGCAACCUGACCCACCUCCUGGAGCUGAUGGGCGGCGGGAAGGAGUCGCUGAUCUUCAUGAAGAGGCGGACGGAGCGGCUCACUGCCCAGUGGGCUCGGGCUGCCCAGCGCCUGGCGCAGAAGCUGCCCGGGGUCCCCAGGGACCAGAAGCAGAUCCUUGUCCACAUCGGCUUCCUGACCGAGGAGUCCGGGGACGUGUUCAGCCCUCGCGUGCUGAAGGGCGGACCUCUGGGGGAGAUGGUGCAGUGGGCGGACAUCUUGGCGGCUCUCUACGUGCUGGGCCACAGCCUGCGGGUCACAGUGUCCCUGAAGGAGCUGCAGAGUAACUUAGGGGUGCCGCCUGGCCGGGGCAGCUGCCCGCUCACCGUGCCCCUGGCCUUCGACCUCGUCUACACCGACUACCACGGCCUGCAGCAGAUGCGGCAGCACAUGGGCCUGUCCUUCAGGAAGUACCGGCCCCCACAAACAGGCGCGUGCACCCCGUCAGGACAGGGGGCCCCCGAGGACCGCAGCGCCGGGGCACCCGCUAGAACGCAGUCUUGCCUGGGGGCCACCAGGCGUCUCCUGGGCGGAGCGCACACCCCGGACAACUCCUUCAUGGGCUUCGUGUCCGAGGAGCUCAACGAGACGGAGCAGCAGCUCGUCAAGGGCGGCAAGGCCGGCAACAUGGCCGUGGUGUACGGCAAGGAGGCCAGCGUCUGGAAGGGGAAGGAGAAGCCCCUGAGCAUCCUGAACAAGUACAUGGAGGUCCACGGCACCGUGUACUACGAGAGCCAGCGGCCGCCCGAGGUCCCGGCCUUUGUGAAGAACCACGGCCUCCUGCCACAGCCCGAGUUUCAGCAGCUGCUGCGCAAGGCCAAGGGUGGCCGGGCCAAGGCAGGUCUGGGAGGCCAGCGCAUCCCUGCUCACGAGUCGCCCGUCUCCCCACAGGUAGACCCCUACCUGCCGUAUGAGUACACCUGCGAGGGCAUGCUGGAGCGAAUCCAUGCCUACAUCCAGCACCAGGACUUCUGUGCAGUGACAGGCUCUGCGCCUCUAGGAGCCCGGGCCCCCCCGAGCCCCUUCGUCCUGGCCCCCAACGCCACCCACCUUGAGUGGUCCCGAAACGCCAGCCUCGCCCCGGGAACCUGGCCCCCCGCGCGCUCCCUCCGGGCCUGGCUGGCCGCCGCGGGCAGCGCCUGCACUGACGCCUGCCUGGAGCGGGGGCUGGUCUGCGAGCCCUCCUUCUUCCCGUUCCUCAACAGCCAGGACGCCUUCCGGAGGCUGCAGGUGCCCUGCGACAGCACCGAGUCGGAGAUGAGCCACCUGUACCCGGCCCUGGCGCAGCCCGGCCGAGAGUGCUACCUGCAGAGGGAGCCGCUGCUCUUCAGCUGCGCCGGCUCCAGCGCCAAGUUCCGCCGGCUGUGUCCCUGCCGCGACUUCCGCAAGGGCCAGGUGGCCUUGUGCCGGGACUGCCUGUGAGGCCAGCCCUGCCGCCAGCACCAGCAGAUCCGGAGCCCAGCGCCCCCCUCGGGCGGCCGGGGCAGAGCCACCCCGCGCAGGCUGGGGGGCA